AUGAAAGCCCAAGUUUGGUUAAACCAAAAUUACUCCCCCAAACAAAGAAAAACUAUCACUGAACUAAACAUUAGUAAAAAAAACUUAACUGAUUCCUUAAAUCUACAAGACUUUCCUAACCUAGAAUUACUCCUUUGCCCAAACAAUGAACUGACCGAAAUUGACAUUAGUCAAUGUCCGCAACUCAAAUCACUUGAUUGCUGGAAUAAUAAAUUACAAACAUUAGAUUUCACUAAUAACCAACAACUAGCAGGACUAGUUUGUUCCAAUAAUCAAUUAACUAGUCUAAAAUUAGGUGAUAAGCAAAAUUUAACUUAUUUGGACUGUUCUAAUAAUCAACUUACUAACCUUGACUCAAUUAAUAAUGCUCCUUUGCUUGCUAAUUUAAUCUGUCAUGAUAAUCAACUAACGAGCGUGGAUAAUUACAAUUUUCCUCAACUGGCUCAGGAAAAUUUCAUCUGA
Molecule: messenger RNA, 462 nt
Organism: Ambispora gerdemannii
Lineage: Eukaryota; Fungi; Glomeromycota; Glomeromycetes; Archaeosporales; Ambisporaceae
Source: the annotation of a GenBank genome assembly